AAAUAAAAGUUGCUGCCGCAGUCCCACGCACUCCAAAGAGAGAGAGAAAGAGAGAGAGAGAGAGACCUGCUGAAGUCUCGCGACGUGUUUUUCAUCCCACACCGAAACUCAUGAGCGUGGGCGCAAAAAAACACGAACACGCCACGCAGUCAGAGCAGAGCGCACCGCACCGCACCGUGGCCCGGGGAGAGGAGCCGAGCUGGAGCUGCUGAAGAACUUUGAUACCGCAAUUGUGGAAUUAUUCUCUUUGAAGAAAAGAACCGAAACGAAUACAAACACUUGUACACGCGCAGGCGCGCGCAAGAAGGACAGAGAUAGUUUUCAUACGGAUUUUGAAGAAUAAACUAAAUGGAUUCUCACUGCAGAAAACUUGUCUCAACGUGUGUGCAGCUGGAAAAAGAGAAAGUCCAGAGUAAAAGCGAGGACUCUAGCGAUGAUCCGUCGAAGAAAAAGCGGCAGCGGCGGCAGAGGACGCACUUUACGAGCCAGCAGCUGCAGGAGCUCGAGGCCACAUUCCAGCGGAACCGUUACCCGGACAUGAGCACGCGCGAGGAGAUCGCCGUCUGGACCAAUCUCACUGAGGCGCGAGUCCGGGUUUGGUUCAAGAACCGUCGCGCCAAAUGGAGGAAGCGGGAGCGUAACCAGCAGGCCGAGCUCUGUAAGAACGGCUUCGGCGCGCAGUUUAACGGUUUGGUGCAGCCCUACGACGACGUGUACCCGAGCUACACGUACAACAAUUGGGCGGCGGCGGCUAAAGGGCUUGCGCCGGCCUCGCUCUCGGCCAAGAGCUUCCCUUUCUUCAACUCGAUGAACUCCAUCAGCCCACUGUCGUCCCAGGCGAUGUUCUCUGCCGCACCGCCGCCGCCGCCGCCGCCUCCGCCCGCGCCAAGCUCCAUCUCCUCCAUGAGCAUGAGCAUGAGCUCUGGCAUGGCCGUGCCCGCGUCCGGUCUCAACGGUCUCAACAACCUCAACAACCUCGGUAACGCGUCUCUCAACUCGCCCGCCGCCGCGUGUCCGUACGCCCCACCGACUCCGCCCUACGUCUACCGGGACACGUGUAACUCCAGCCUGGCGAGUCUUAGACUCAAAGCCAAGCAGCACUCGAGCUUCGGCUAUGCGGGAGUCCAGAACGCCGCCACGAACCUCAGCGCCUGCCAGUACGCCGUGGACAGACCCGUGUAGACGCGUAGGGACAGGACGGAAAUGCGCAAUUUAAUUACAUAUAAAAAAGAACUAAGAACAAAACCCUGGAUAAAACAAACAAACAAAAAAACAGGACACUGAUUUUAUUUUUCCCGUCACAGAUAAAUAAAUAAAUAAUACGUAAAUAAAUAAAAGCGCGCGGAGAGUUAAAGACUGAAUAUCUCGGGAAUCCCUGGACUUCUCCUUGUUUUUUUUCCUAAAUAAAAACAUGGCACUAUACAGAAGAACGAAUUAAAGUACCGAGGCUCGUCUCAUCGGAGUCUGUUCUCAGCAACAACUAAACAAAAAGAUGGACUUUAAGCCUAAACCGGGAGAUCUCUGAGCGGCGGGUCGGGAGCGUUUAGCCGAGAAAAUCAAAAACAAACAAAACCCGCAAUUAAGCUCGAUUUUUCUUUUAUUUUCUGGACUUUCAGUGACUGGACUUCAUGUGUAAAUAUGUGUCUGAAUAUCAUCAUCUCCAGGUUUGUAAAGGCUUUCGGGCCUUUGGUUUAAAAACAAAAAGUAAAAAACUCACUUUACCACCGCAUGUGAUGAAAAUGUCUUGCUUGCAGUUGAAGGGGAAUGUACAGUAAAAACCUGGCAUAUAAAUUUAUUAUUAAAUGUCUGUUGUGAAUAUAGAUUUAGAAUAGGAAACACAAACCCAAAAAUGUUUCUUCUGCGGGGAUAAAAAUGAAUGAAAUUGGUUUUUGCUCUGUGUAUAGUACUACAAUUUGGUACGGAUAUUUUUUCUCUCUCUCUCUU
Messenger RNA from Clarias gariepinus (North African catfish), 1944 nucleotides. It is a transcript of the gene pitx2, whose product is annotated as paired-like homeodomain 2. Lineage: Eukaryota; Metazoa; Chordata; Actinopteri; Siluriformes; Clariidae. The coding region runs from base 349 to 1182 and encodes 277 amino acids. Gene Ontology annotation, biological process: anatomical structure morphogenesis; regulation of transcription by RNA polymerase II. The transcript is spliced from 4 exons. Gene Ontology annotation, cellular component: nucleus. The record is from RefSeq and is a predicted model, not a curated record. Gene Ontology annotation, molecular function: DNA-binding transcription factor activity, RNA polymerase II-specific; RNA polymerase II cis-regulatory region sequence-specific DNA binding.